This is a messenger RNA of Dipodomys ordii (Ord's kangaroo rat), 1227 nucleotides long. RefSeq names its product protein Z, vitamin K-dependent plasma glycoprotein (gene Proz). Bases 1 to 1227 code for a protein of 408 amino acids. Gene Ontology annotation, cellular component: extracellular region. The record is from RefSeq and is a predicted model, not a curated record. NCBI's taxonomy places the organism in Eukaryota, Metazoa, Chordata, Mammalia, Rodentia, Heteromyidae. The transcript has 8 exons. Gene Ontology annotation, biological process: proteolysis; blood coagulation. Gene Ontology annotation, molecular function: serine-type endopeptidase activity; calcium ion binding.
AUGGCCGGCCGCGUCCUGCUGCUCUGGGGGCUCCUGCUCCUCCUCGUCCUCCCCCAGGUGCGGCUGUCAGUGUUUCUCUCAGCCCCGAGAGCCAGUGCAGUACUCGGGAGAUGGAGGCGUGCUGGCUCCUACCUCCUGGAAGAGCUCCUCCAGGGAGACCUGGAAAGGGAGUGCUAUGAGGAGAUCUGCGUCUAUGAGGAGAGCAGGGAAGUGUUUGAGGACGAUGUGCUCACAGAGGAAUUCUGGAGGCAGUACAGGGGUGGCUUUCCAUGCACCUCCCAGCCCUGCUUCAACAACGGGUCAUGCCAGGACCACAUCCGCGCCUACACCUGCACCUGCUCCCCUGGCUAUGAGGGCAAGAACUGCGAGAUGGCUACAAACGAAUGCCACCCCGAGAGGACAGACGCGUGCCAGCACUUCUGCCACCCAGGACAGGUGUCCUACAUGUGCAGCUGUGCACGGGGCCACCGGCUGGGCCCAGACCACAAGGCCUGCCUCCCCAUGACUUCAAAGAACUUUUAUUCAUGGCCCAUUGUCUGCCACUGUCUACCAUUGGUGUGCCAGACUGAGCCUGUGAUCUCCCGGAGUAAGGUCAAGUUAACAAAUUCCAAAGGGCGAGACUUCUGUGGUGGUGUUCUCAUACAGGAAGAUUUUGUGCUGACAACAGCUAAGUGUUCUCUGCAACACAGAAAUAUUAGUGUGAAAGUGGGUUGUGACCCAAGCAAGGAGCCACAGGCGAUCAGAAUCAAGCGUGCUCACGUGCACCUGUGGUACGAGGAGGAGUCAGGGCAGAAUGAUGUCUCCUUGCUAGAGCUUGAGCAGCCGGUGCCAUGCCCAGCCUUGGGGCGCCCCAUCUGCAUACCUGAGAGAGAUUUUGCUGAGCGGGUCCUCAUCCCGGGGACACAAGGCCUUCUCAGUGGCUGGAUCCUCAAUGGCACUGACCCGGGCGCUCUGCCAGCUGGACUGCCAGUCACAUAUGUGGAUGGGGAAGAGUGUGAGCAGGCCCUGAAUGUGACUGUCACCACGCGGAUCAGCUGCGAGCGAGGCGAGGUGAUGCCGGGGCAGUGGCUGGAGGGAAGCACAGUCACCAGAGAGCACCGGGGCACCUGGUUUCUCACUGGGAUCCUGGGCUCAUCCCCAGCACCACCACCGGCCGGGCAGGCACACAGGUUCCUGCUCACUACCAUCCCCCGGUACUCAUUGUGGUUUACACAGACGAUGAAGUAA